AUGAAUAGAUAUGGUGCAGAAUUUAGUGACAUGGAUUAUAAUCGAAAAAGAAAUCUCGAUCGACGUCGUGAAUCUUCUCGUUACGCUGCACGUGAUCGACGUGGAAAAGAAGCUGAUAUAUUCAUGCUUCUCAGAGAGGUCAUACCGCUGGUAGAUGAAGCUACUGUAACCCAUGUAGAUCGAAUUGCUCUUCUUCGCGUAGCGUCAAUUUUAUGCCGUUUGAAAAAAUGUAUUGCUAAAUGUUUAAAACCAAGUCAAACUAUUGAGGAAGGCUGUUUAUGGAAUGAAACAACUCUUUUGGAGUGCUUGGAUGGUUUUCUUGCUAUUAUUGGUUCCGAUGGAAUUAUUUUGUACAUAAGUGAGAGUGUUUCCAUAUAUUUGGGCCUCACACAAACAGAUCUUACGGGACGAUCUUUGAAGGAUUUCGUACAUGCGAAUGAUUAUGAUGAGUUCAAUAGGUGUUAUCUUGAUGGAAAUAAUAAUAACAAUAAUAACGAUGCAUUGAUCUGCUUAAGAAUGAAGUCUGUUAUAAGUCCUCGAGGCAGAAAUCUUAAUCUCAAAAGUGCUUUAUACAAGGUUUUCAUUAACGAACUUAUUUUCGAUCAGAUUUCACAGAUUCGAUCUAUGAAUGAUUCUUUUUUUGAAAGUAAAAAUAUAGAAUAA
Messenger RNA from Dracunculus medinensis (Guinea worm), 663 nucleotides. The record is from the annotation of a GenBank genome assembly. Lineage: Eukaryota; Metazoa; Nematoda; Chromadorea; Rhabditida; Dracunculidae.